UAAAGGCCCUUAACUAGCAAGGAAAUCUAAUAAAUUGUUAGUAAAAGUACUCUGAUAAUAAGGAAGUAAAACUGGUCUACCGAGAAAGUCUACUGUAGAAAGGUGAAGAAGGAUCAGGUAACUUCCUGGUUUGUGUAUUAAAGAUGAAGAAGUCAUUUUAAUUUGGAAGAACUGAAAUAUUUUAGUAUUCAAACUGUAAGUUUUGGUGAAUGCAUGUUAUUUGAGGAUUAUAUUUUGAGUGGAUUAAUUUUGAUCAUCUUGUGAAAGUCGGUGAUCAUCAUCAUUACAGAUUCACAACUUUAAACUAAAUACAGAGUUUGGUUACGUGACCUACUGACCAGAACUGACAUCAGCUGCUUGAAUGGAAACAAUGUUAUAGCUAACCAUUUUAAAAAUAUAUAUUUCUGUUUCCUAUCAAUUAUCCAGCAGUGAUGCCAUCUCAUGUUUUAUAUUGUCUUGGGAUCAUUGUUGUACAGCUUGCAAGUGAAUAUAGUUGUGAUAAAUAUACAAGUGAUGAGAAGUUUAGGAAUUUAGCAGUUGCAUCUGACUAUGUGUACAUUGGUGGGGAAAAGAAUAUAAUUCAGCUAAAUUCAACAUUAGAUGUUUAUGAAAAAAGAGAAAUAACUGAUUUUCCAGUCAAUUGGUUAUUAGAUGUUCACAACAAUAAAACUUUGAUUGCAUGUAAUUACCGGUAUAACAAAAACUCUGAUAAUAAUUUGAUAUGCCUUCAUUUUGCUGUUGGACCAAAUAUGAUUAAUACAACUUAUGAAAUUGGUCUUAAUACAGAGAGUUUAUCAGCAAAAUAUAUUAGUACUAAAUAUUUAGAAGAAAAUAGUGAAAUUGAAGUAUUAUUUAUAGCAUCAUCAUCUUGCUUUAGUCUUUUGAAUUCACCAAAAUGUAGAGCUAUUUCAGGUUGGUCAUUUCCUGGUCCAAGGAAAUCAUUUACAGAGUAUCCAAAAAAUUCUAAUGAUGGGAGAGAAUAUUCAGUACUUUAUUUGAAAGAUAGUAAACAUGUUAGUUUUAAAACUGUUCUUCAAAAAGAUACUUUUAUUUAUUUUCUUUUUAAAUUUAAUGAAACACAUUCAAAGUUAGGGAAACAGUGUACCUCUAGAAAUACUAUAAGUAAAAUGAAUUCAUAUGAAGAUACACCCAUCAUUUGUACAUACAAUACUAAAGUCUUCACGGAGGCACAGGAUGCAGUAUUUUGGAAGGAUUAUUUAUUUGUUGCUUUUGCUGAUGAUGUUUCAAGUGUAAUCUGUAGAUAUAAAGUAACAGAUAUUAAAACCAUAUUCAAGGAAUCAAGACAAGAAAGAAUUAAGUGUCCUUCUUCAAAUUUGAUUAACACUUAUUUUGCAAAUCAGAAAUUUGGAGACUGGUGCUACAAUAAGAGUACAGGACAAUGUGACAGAGUUUCUAUAAACCCUACAAAUAAUCCCUGUAGAGAUGUUAAUAGUGACUUCUGUAAUUCACCAUUGUUUGGAUCUAUAGAAGGAAGUAAACCUAUAACUGAGGAAAGAGUAAUCUAUAGUGAGGGCAGUUCAGUAAAUGGUGCCAUAGUAAAACUUGGUGUACUUCCAUUUCUUAAUCAUGCUGUUAUUUAUGCAGGAACCAAGACAGGAAAAAUAGGAAAGAUAUUUGUGACCAAAACAGACAGCAAAGCAUUAGGAAGAUUUAAAAUAGUACAGAAUUUCUCUCCAGUUUUGGACAUUAAAAUUCUUGAACAUGAUGUCUAUGUUAUGACUGAACACACAGUUAUAAAUGUUGCUGAUAAGGACCCAUGUCCAAAUACUAAUAAAUGUCAAGAGUGUAUGAAAUCAAUGAAUCCUGCAUGUGGAUGGAACAUUUACAGUUAUAGUUCCAAUUGUGUUGUUAAUCCUGACGCCACUGAUUGGUGGUUGCCAUCUGUUGGAGGACAGUGUAUUACAAUUAAGGCAGAAGAACAUAUACUUGAUGAUGAUACCAGUAAUGGCGGUCUUGGAAAAACUGAUAUCACAUUCAAACUGGAACCUGUUAUCGACAACCUAUUUGAUUUGAAAUGCCAAUACACUCUUGGAGGAAAGCCAGUCACAGCAAAAGACACAGGAGGAAUUUUCAUAUGUGAAAACAUAACUGUUGCAGAAGGACCAUUUCAGCUAAAUGUGACAUUUAAAGAUUUUGUGCUUGCUUCAACCUACAUUAAAUUUAAUAAGUGUUCUAACUUUACAAGCUGUAAUUCAUGUGUAACUGGGGGACAGUGCAGUUGGUGUCUGAAAACAUGUAAAAGGAGUACAACACAGUGUCAAAAAUAUGUAAAUGAAACAGACAAAUGUCCAAGGAUAACAAGUACUAAAGUACUGAUCCAUCAGAAAAAUUCCAAUGGAAAAGAUGAUACUGAAGAUAUAAGUGUAGGGAUAGCAGGUACAGAGGUUUUUGGUGCAAGCAAAGAUAUGCUGAAGUGUGUAGUUGGAAUGGACUCAUAUAAUGUUAAAGACUUUAAGGAUGAACAUGUUGUUUGUGAAAAAGUUAAGGUUCCCAGUGGGUCCACUGACAACAAAUUGUACUUGAAAUAUAAUGAAACAAAACUGGACAAUAGUGUUGCUUUAGAGGUAUAUGACUGUAAAAGUUAUCGAGACUGUGUUAACUGUAUAUAUAGACAUAGCCAGGGGUAUAAGUGUAAGUGGUGUGGAGGAGGAAAUAAUGGAAAUGGAAAUAAUGGAAAAGGAGGAAAUUGUCAGUUCUCAAGCGAUGGAAGUGGGUGUCCUACAAGCUCAUGUCAACCAAUUGAUGUUGAACUGCUUAGUGUUUAUCCAGAUUCUGGUCCAGAAAAAGGAGGUACUAACAUAACUAUAAGUAACAUUGGAAUCGGUAAUCCAGGAGACAACACAACAGUAAAAGUAAACGGUAUAGAAUGUACUGAGGCAAAGGUUAAAGAAGCAUCUGUAGUAAAUUGCAAGACUGGUGGUGCUUUUGAAUCAAGAAGUGUUGUUAUGGGUAUUAACAUAACAAUAAAUAGUUUAACAGUUAUGAGAACAGGAAAUUUGUUUACCUAUAAGAAAGAACUGAAGCUGAUAAGGUUUUACCCCCAAAAAAGUAUACAAGCUGGUGGUAAAAAGAUAACAAUAGUUGGAGAUCAUAUUGGAUUUUCAGGAAGUGUGUACAACAUUUCCUUUUGCAGUGAUGGUAACAAAACAUGCAUUCCUUGCAGGUAUAUAGAAGACAGGAUAGUGAAUACCACUAAAAUUAGGUGUAAAAUGGGCAAAUCUGUUAAUGAUAGAUUGAGACUCACAAAUUUGUAUGUUACAAUAGAUGAUAACACAGAACUAUUCUUAAAAAAAGAAUUUGAGUUUGUUCCAAAUCCAACAAUAAAGCCUAUUGAACCAGAAAGUGGAAAGGUCUUCAGAAGUGGAGGCUCAAAGAUUACAAUAAAAGGAAGUGGCUUUGAUGACGUUGGAGAAGUUAGAAUGGAUAACGUAAAUGAGUCUUGUUCUAUAGAAACUGACAGUGUUGUGUGUAAAACUCCUCCUUUUGUAAAGUCUGAUUUUAACAGGAGGAAAAGAGCAACUGGCCAAAAUGUUUUUAUUCAUUUUGAUGAUUACAGUCAUCUUUCAACACUCUACUAUGUUGAUGAUCCUACAUUUUCCAAAUGGUCAAAUGUAAUGGAGUAUGAGGAAGGUGAAAAUGGUGCACCUAUUGUGAUUGAGGGAAGAAAUUUUUUGGAUGGAGCAAAACGAGAGGAUUACAUUGUAAAUAUUGGACUUGAUGGGAAAUGUUAUAUAGAAGAAAUGACUGACUGGAACAUAACAUGCCUUCCACCAAAAAAUAAACCACGUACAAAUCACAGUGAUGAAAAUAUAGUGUUUGUUAUAGUACAGGUUGGACGUAUUCAUGAAAAACUUGGAAAUAUAAAAUACAUUACAGCGUUACCAAUAUUGGCAAUGGUGAUUGGAAUUUUAGGUGGUCUCCUUGUUGUUGCUGUUGUUUUAGGUUCAGCUCUAGUACUAGUAUCAAGGCGCAAGAGGAAAAUAGCAGAGAAAAACUUCCAGAUGGAGUUAGUAAAUAUGGAAGAUAAAAUCAGGGAAACCAGUAGAGAGGAAUUUGCUGAUGCCCAAAUGACUAUACGAGACAUUAAAUCAGAUCUAGUAACAUCUAGAGUACCGUACUGUGAUUAUCAGUCGUAUGCCUUCCAUCAACUAUUCCCUAACCAAGAUAUGGACACACAUCCAAUUCUAUUUGAACCAAUGGUAACAGAUGACAACAGAAGGAAAGUACAGAAAGCUAUGGAUAUGUUUGACAAGCUUAUGACCAACAAACUGUUUAUGAAAUCACUCGUGCAAACUUUAGAAAGUCAGAAUAAACUCUCACCUCAAGACAAAGCCCAGUUUGCUUCAUUACUGUCAGUCUGUGUGAUUGGAAACAUGAAACUUUUCUAUCAAUUGAUUAAUAGUUUACUGAUAGACAUGAUAAAAUCAGCAAACAAAAAGCAACAAAAAGUUCUUUUCAGAAGAUUUGAAUCAAUCACACAGAGACUUAUGGUAAACUGGUUGGCAUUAUCAUUGUAUGAUCAUUUAAAGAAAAAUGGAGGUAUGCAGUUGUUUAUGCUGUAUAAAGCCACACAAACAGUGAUAGAAAAAGCUCCUAUUGAUGCCGUUACUAUUCUCUGUAAAAACACACUGGCUGAAGAAAGACUAUUAAAAAACAGGGUGGAACAUGAAACACUGACUUUAGAUAUUGACCUGAAUGGAAACAGCGACAAGAGAAUACCGGUCAUUGUCCUAGAUUGUGACACAAUCACACAAGUCAAAAAGAAAUGUUGUACAGCUAUAUACAAAAACCAACCAGCAUCAGAAAUACCCACCCCAGAUGAUCUGGAAUUAGAAUGGCAUAGCGGGAAAAGUGGAAAAUUGACAUUACAGGACAUUGAUAGCAUCAGUGACCGUAGCAACGGGAUGGUACGCCUGAAUACCCUAAAACAUUAUAUGGUGAAGGAUGGAAGUGUGAUGGCCCUGAUGUAUAAAGAAUCAACAGAUCAAGAUGACAUAUAUGUAAAUCAAGGGGAUACUGUUGCUGCUGAUGGUAUUGAAGAUGAGGAAAAUAGUCUAGUUUGGUUUCAACAACAAAGAGAGAACCAACAUGUACAGGGAAGUAUUCCCACUAGUCCAGACCAUGUCAAACUAUUGAUACCAGAGACAACAACAGACAACCAGGAGCUUAAAUGGCAUUUGGUCGCUUGUAGCAAAAACAAUUGUGAUGUAGAAAAUUUUCCAGAGAAAUCAAAUUUACCAGAUGAAGAAAAGUCCAACAAAGAACAUGAAAUAGGAGAAAUAUUUCUUAACAGAUUAUUCCAUACAAAGCUGAUAUUAAGGGACUACAUUGAAGCCUGUUUUGAGGGGAUUACUGAUUCUCAAUCCUUAUCAAUACCUGUACGGUACUUUCUGUGUAUGAUUGACAAGCAGGGUAAGGAAGUGGGUGUCGAUGGAGAUAUUCUACAAUCUUGGAAAAGCGAAUGCUAUGCAACAAGAGUUUGGGCUUCAUUGAUAGCCAAGCCUCAGAUAUUAUUUGAUGUUAAUGUUCCAAGUCAUGUGGAACCAUGCAUGGAUAUCCUUAAACAAGUAUUCAUUGACAGCUUUACACAAUGUCCUCAACAUGUCACAAAGGUGAACUUCUUCAGGUCAAAAGGAAAAAGGGAUGCUUCUACCCAAAAGUUAUUAUUCUGCAAGGAUAUCCCAGAAUAUAGGAAAAAUGUGAAUUCUUUCUUCAUAAAAGUAGAGGCAGUCAAUGAUCAAGAGUUCUGGACAGCAAUGGAUGAAAUAUCUAAAGAACAAACCAUAGAAAUGAAGUUCAGUCGACAGGCCACUUUACAUCAGCUGUAUAAGUUUAUUGCUAAAUACAAAGAUGAGAUCAUAGAAGAUUUCCAAGAAAAAGAUGAGACUAAGGAUCUUGCCUUUGGUAACAAGCUAGAAGAAGUCAUAUAUCUGAUGGAAGAAUCAUAAACACUGACUCUUUUUCAUUAACAAAAGCAUUAUUCAUUCAUUUAACAAGUAUUUGAAAGUGGAAGAUUACCACAGCAUGAAAUAUAAGUCAUUAUUAACAUUACAACCAAUCAAAACUAUCAUUUUGAUAGAAUUGCAUCAUUAAUUUUUUGGGAGAAAAAAAUCAAAAUAGAAUUUUGAAAUCCUUUAUAUUUUAUAUGAAAGAAAAAUAUAAAGAUUUAAACUGAGUUGCCAUAAAGUGUUAGUUUUGAUGGAGAAUUAGUUUGAGAAUAUACUUUGGAUUUGGUCAUUAAUUUCAAGAUUUUACAUACAAUCAUCAGUUACUCCUGACAAAGGAAAGGAAAGUACUCCUUUAAUUUAAGGUCACUUUAGCAAAAGUUCAAUGGCUAAAAAUAGACUGAAUGUCACCUUAUUUUACAUUGAAAGUGAAAAAAAUUAAUUAAAAAAAAAUGACCAGAAGGAGGACAUUUUUAGCCAUAUCAAAUAUUAUAGCUAGUUUAUUUAGGCACAAAAUUAGAUUCCAAAAGCUCUUUUUUCAAUAUCAGUAAUGCAUGUACAAUAUAUGAAAGAGUAUAUCUGACUUAUUUAAGUAAAAAGUAAAUUGAGUUUUAAUUUUUCCUAUGUUGUUAUGACAUAGAAUUUGUUUGUUUAAAGAUAACAUUAUUUGUUACAACUUAGCUUAUACACAUAAGUGUCAAUGAAAUUUUUGUUAUGUUUUUUGUUUGUUAUAUAUUUUAUGUCUUUUCUUAAGGAUCAUAAUGUUUAUUUUUAUUCCAUUGUUUUAUCAGCAUCCUGUUGUAAUUUAACUCAUAAAUCAUCUUUUAUUUUCAAAUAAAUCUUAUUAUCAGUUGGUGCAUGUUUAUUUUAAGAACUAAAAAUGAUACAGGUUCUUGUUUUGUUUUAAGAUAUUAAGAAUUGUUUUUUAAAAGACUGUUUGUUCUUAUAAAGUUCUCUUUCAUUAUUCUUAUAAAGUUACUUCUCUUUUAUUAGUUAAAGACAGUUGUCUUUCUUUGAAGCAGGUACUUUAAUCUUAAGUGAUUGACAGGGUUUUUUUUUUUUUUUUGUGUACAAAAGUUUUUUUGUGAAAAGUAAAUGUGAUUACAAAUGUGUUUGUAUUUCAUAUUGUAAUUUAAAAUGUCAGUUGGUUAUUGGCUUGAAUAAAUUUUAAAUAACAGUGACCAUAUAAUGCUCAAGGUUGGAAGCUACAUCUGAAAUAUGAUUUCAUUCCCUAAUCUUUCACAUGGAAUCCUCCAUUUCCCCUAUAAUUUAUUAGGGUGGACUAGACAACAGACUAUACAACUAAAACUAAAUAUCAACCAGAAAAAAUAAUUUCAUUUUACUUGACUUUAUGUUGAUUCUCCACUUAUUGAUUUACAUAUUUUAAUGUAGAAAUGAGUGGAGAUUUGAGGCAUACAGAAAUAGGACAGUCGCCCAAUGAUGCAUAAAAUUCAAAAGACAUUUAGAGGUCAUGAGCAAUAAUCACCCAAAUAUAGAAAAGUUGUGAACAAAUUGGCACAGUAUCAAAAAUCUGCCAUCAAAACUAAAUGAAUUUUUUUUUAUUAAUAAUAAGUGUUUACUUAUAAAAAAAGAGUUUAACAAGAAAGAAGUCUCAUAAUAUUUAUGGUGACUUUUUGUCUUGAGAGAUUUAAAAAAAAAAACUAAGCUAAAGCAGAUAUUGUUGAUCAGCAACUUAUAAAAAAUUUGUGCAACUAUAGCUAAAAUACUGAUUAAAAUUCAUAACCAAGGGAAACAAUGUAUAAGAAGGCAGCCAAGGGAAACGGUGUAUAAAAAGGCAACCAAGGGAAACUGUAUAAAAAGGCAGAGUAUAAGGAUACAUAUAAAGCUUUCCUGUUAUAUACAGAACCUUAACUUUAAAAAUUUUAAGAAUUGUUCUUGUGAAGACUAUUUGUUCUUGUAAAUUUACUUCCUUUUUAUUAGUUUUAAACAGUGUCUUUAUUUGUAGCAAGUGCUUUAAUCGUAAGAGUUUGAAGGGUUUUGUUUUUUGUGUACACAAGUUUAUUUUGUGAAAAGUAAAAUUGAUUAAAUAAGUAUUUGUAUUUAAAAAUGUUAUUCAGAAUGUCAGUGGGUUAUUGGUUUAAAUAAAACUUUUUUUUAAAUCCAAAGACCAUAUAAUGCUCAAGGACAUAAGUUGAUACUGAAUUUUGAAUAACACUUGUCUAUAUAUUUUUACAAGCUGUGAUAUAUAUAAUGUGCCUUUUGAUUAUAUUGAAAAUGUUUUAUAUAGUUUACAUUCCAUUAUAAACAUUGACAUCUUUAUAAUAGUGCAAAUAUGUGCAUUUUCUCAUGGAGAUACAAAUUAUUGUCUUGCCUGCAAUUAAGGUCAAAGAAUUAGAGACAUAAUUUUUUCCAAUCUAGAGGUGCCAGCAACUGCGUUAACAAUUUGUAUAAAGCUCUAUAUUUCAAAACAUAUAUUUUAUAUUUUGUUUACAGAUGACCUAUGUUUUUAAGUCAUUGACCUCAUUUUCAUAGUUCAGCAACUGCUUAAAACAACUAGUUUUUUUAUUACAUGAUUUUCUCAUUUAUAAUGAGUAAUAAGAUAACUAUAUAUAAUAUAUAGAAUCAUUAAAAUGUCUACAUGUGUGUCACACAGGGUUCACCUGACUUUGACCUCAUUUCAUAGAUGUGGUCAAGUCUGUUUCUCAUUUACUUGAAGCAAUAGGUCAAUAUAUUUGUUGUAUGGAAUGAUUAUAAAUCGUAUUUGUCUGUCUGGCAGGGUUCAACUGACCUCAUUUUCAUGGUUCAUUUGUCAAUGUUAAGGUUUUGUGGUUAAGGCUAUUUACCAGAUACUAUAAGCAGUAGGUAUACCAUACUUGGUGUUCCAUAUAGCUGGGUUCAAUUGACCUUGACCUCAUUUUCAUGGAUGAUUGAUAAUUUUUAGUUUAUUUGAUUCUUGUAUUAAAACCUUUAUCUUUAAAAGAAUUUCAGCAUGUAAAUUCUAGUGAUUCAUUUAUUUUAGAUCAAAAGUAUAUUAUCAUUUCAUUAUUGUUAUAUUUAUGGCCAAUUUAAAAGCUAAUGUAAAUUAUUAAAGGAGAAGAACAAAGGCCUAAUCUGUUUUUAUACGACCGCCAAAAAAUUUUGUGGUCCUAUAUUGGUAUGACGUUGGCGUCGUCGUUGUCGUCCAAAGACACAUUGGUUUUCGCACUCUAACUUUAGUUUAAGUGAAUGGAUCUCUAUGAAACUUUACCAUAAGGUUCAAUACCACAAAAGGAAGGUUGGGAUUGAUUUUGGGGGUUAUGACACCAACAGUUAAGGAAUUAGGGGCAAAAAAUAAGCAUUUUUGUAACUUCCAGACAUAACUUGUGUGUUAGUGUAUGGAUCUCUCUGACAUUGUACCACAAGGUUCCAUAUCACAAAGGGAAUGCUGGGAUUGAUUUUGGGGGUAAUUACCUACAAAUUUUAGGAAUUAGGGGCCAAAAAAGGGGCAAAAACAAGCAUUUUUCUAGUUUCAUGACAAUAACUUGUGUGUAAGAGUAUGGAUCUUUAUGAAAUUGUACUACAAGGUUCCAUAUCACAAAGGGAAAGCUGGAAUUGAGUUUUGGGGUAAUUGCCAAAAACGUUUAGGAAAAAGGGGCCAAAAAUAAGCAUUUUUCUAGUUUCCAGACAAUAACUUGUGUUCAAGUGUAUGGAUCUCUCUGAAAUUGUACUGCAAGGUACCAUACCACAAAGGGAAGGCUGGGAUUGAUUUUGGGGGUAAUUGCCUCCAAAUUUUAGGAAUUAGGGGCCAAAAAGGGAAAAAAAAACAAGCAUUUUUCUAGUUUCAGGACAAUAACUUGUGUGUAAGUGUAUGGAUCUUUAUGAAAUUGUACUACAAGGUUCCAUAUCACAAAGGAAAAGCUGGGUUUGAGUUUGGGGGUAAUUGCCCUAAACGUUUAGGAAUUUGGGGCCAAAAAACGCAUUUUUCUAGUUUCCAGACAAUAACUUGUGUUCAAGUGUAUGGAUCUCUCUGAAAUUGAUCUGCAGGGUACCAUACCACAAAGGGAAGGCUGGGAUUGAGUUUGGGGGUGAUGAAUCAUAAGGGGGUUCAAAAAAUUUGGGGGGGGAUUUUUUUUUCAUUUUUUUUCUUUAAAAUUUCCAAUUUAAAUUGGUUAUUUCUGAUUUAUAUAUAAAAGCAAAUAAUAAUGAUAUGGUUUGAAUAGGUAAAUUAAAAAAAUUUAAGUUCUUAGACCACAUUCAUCCUGUGUCAAAAACCUAUGCUGUGUCAAAUAUUUAAUUACAAUCCAAAUUCAGUGCUGUAUCAAGCUUGAAUGUUUUGUCCAUACUUGCCCCAACUGUUCAGGGUUUGACCUCUGCGGUCGUAUCAAGCUGCGCCCAGCGGAGCAUUUUAUUGUGAUUUACCAUAAAUGCCUCAAUAAAUCUGUACAAAUGCACAAACUAAUAAGUUCCUUAUAUUGAGCUUUAGUUGUCAAAAUAUCCUCAGUAUUUCUACAAAAUAUAGUAUUCAUACAUUGUUGUUAUUUUCAUGUUUGAUAUUAAUAAUCCCAUUCAAACCAUUCAUGUUUAGUGAUAUAUUUUUACUUGUUUUUGAAUUUUAUAUUGCAAAUUUAAUAUAUAGUAUAUUUGUUCAUUGUUGAAUAUGAUCCACUGUGCUUCCAGCUUGAUAUGCUACUAAUAAAAUAUAUUUUUUGAU
This is a messenger RNA of Mytilus californianus (California mussel), 10617 nucleotides long. RefSeq names its product plexin-A2-like. Gene Ontology annotation, cellular component: semaphorin receptor complex. The transcript has 41 exons. Gene Ontology annotation, molecular function: protein binding; semaphorin receptor activity. Lineage: Eukaryota; Metazoa; Mollusca; Bivalvia; Mytilida; Mytilidae. Gene Ontology annotation, biological process: semaphorin-plexin signaling pathway involved in axon guidance; regulation of cell migration. The record is from RefSeq and is a predicted model, not a curated record. The coding region runs from base 432 to 5969 and encodes 1845 amino acids.